AUGCUGCCCAGACUGCACACGGAAAUGGUUGAAGACAGCGACACAAAGCUGGAGAGGAAGAGGAGCAAGCGACAACGCAUCGUGCAGUUCUUCAGAUGGAGGAAGCAAAAGCCACAGAGUCACGAUGAGGUAUCUAAACCGACGAUUAUCGAAGAAACGACCCCGCCAAAGCCUGCCCGUGAGUCGGACGUCACCGAAGUGACUCCAUUCAAGCAACCGAACACGCCCGUCGACAACUCGAGGAUCUCGCCCAUGGAGCAGCAGGAAGAAGUGGCCCCCUUACCUACUUCACCACCAGAAGCGAGAGUGACAGAAACGGUCGAGACCCUGAGCGAGGCACAGAUUCACACUCUCUUCGCAGGGGCCCCGCAAUUCAGCCUCAGGGAGGUAGAUGGCCCUCUCGCUGCUAUAGUAACAUACCCAUGGGACAGCGAAGGCAAUAAAAAGGAUGCUUCCGAUUCAGUGCCUCUGGUCGAGCCCGCCUUUUUGGCUGCAACACUACGGCAACAAUCUCCGGAUAAGGGGAACAACUACCAGGGCUACGAAGUGAACGUUGUCGAAGUUCCCAGCAUGCUUAAUGCUCAAGGUAUCGAACCUGGAAGCAUUGGCUUUUCUCACUUUUUGGACUUGCCCAAGUCUGAUAGUCUCGUCACCAACUUGGAGCAAUCUCAAUCGAGCAAGCACUUCCUAGAAGCCACAAGGAACAAAGAGGUAAUGCAAGCGAAUCCUGAGCGCAUUGGAAUCCGUCCAGUGGAGAUGGACCUAAUUCAAGACCGCCUUCUCGAGUUUCAAGACCUAUACGAAACCUUCAAAGGCACCCCCGAACCAAUGACGAUUCUCAACAACCAGAGCUCUGGAGAUUUGUACGCCAACUUAUUCAGCAAGUUCCUGACUCCUCCAGGUUACGAUGACUCCUCAGAUGAUCCAACAGGGAUACACAUACAAAUCACCGCGCUCUUGAAGAUACUGAGGCUGAAAGGCGUCUGGUACGACUUCAGUUUGGUGGAGUGGAGGAUAAGAUUGGGUCAGCUACUGUGGAGUGACCCAGAGCCAAUUCCUGAACAUGAAUCGCACCCUCUUUGGACGGAGCGUGAGAUAUUGCUACUCCAGAUUACACUAGCUUGCGAGCUUCUGCUACGACUAGACGCUGUCACGAUACUGGAUGCGAACAACACGGACGAAGAACUCCCUAUUAAGCGCGAGGAUGUCAAGGGAUUUCUUGAGAUCAAGACGCAGAAAAUUGAUUGGGACUUGGUCCUUGCCAGGAGAUUUUUGGAAAACAUACUGGUUGUCAAAGGCAGCGAUACGGCAGAAUCAUCGCAGCCACCGAAGCCGCGUGGACUUUUAUCGCUACUGAGCGCGAGCCCCCAGGCAGAUCCACCAAGAUCAGAUAUGAUUCUGCUGCCGCAACACCAGACACGCCAGCUCGCAGGGCUCUCUUGUUUUGCAGAAACGCUGCGAUGGCCAAAUCUUGAUGUCUUGACAACGGAACUGUCUCAGAAACUAGGUCUACAGGAUGAUUCUGAACAAACAGAGCAACGGCCUUCGUCUAGCGGAAGGCUGCUUGAUAUCACUACUCCCUCGUCAAUCAGCGUGUACGGGACGCCUCUGCAGACACCGCGCUCAGCAAGCCACAUCCCGGACAACUACUUUGGACAUGUGGGCAAGCCCUCUCUUAGCCGCCACAACUCUCGUUCGCUACGAGUGCCACUGUCGCCCUCUCUGUUGUCACGGGAGGAUAGGUCAGUCCCUGCUUUGAAUAACAUCGGUGGAUGGCUCAGUCGCUCCUAUCUGACUGGGCUCGUUUUGCCUGGGGAGGCUAUUUCGCAUUUCCUGAUCUCUACUCUCCUCGAAAACGACAAGUUCGCGAUCGCCAACCUUGGAGAUUCUGCUAACCUGUAUGGGGGCUUUUCCUAUGCGAGUAGAACCUGGUGGAGUGCGAAAUCGAUCGUCGGUCGUGUCCUAGCAUGCGUUGAAGGGUCCACAGAAUGCAUGGGCUGGAUCUCUUGCCCUAAGCUGCCCGACAGCCCUUCCGACCGCUGGCACUCCAUUCAUAGCGAGCAACUUCCCUACGAGGAUCGAUUGCGGACCACAGUUAGCUCAGACUUGGUCGUCCAAGACUCAGCUAUCGCACCCAAAGACGCGUUGACCACAAUCAAGCCCGAAGAUUUCGUUCUACCAUCAGAUUCCGAAUCCGUUCCAGGUCAUUCAAUCACCUUCACAUCCUGGGAACUCACACCGCUCAACCCAGACUUGAUUGACACCGACAGCUUGUCAACCCAACCGACCGAGAUCGAUAUCCAUGUCCCCUCAGUCACCUUUGCCUCCGCUGAUCAGACAGCGAGCCACACGUUUACACUCGCGUACGAUGUACACUUCGUCACUUCCUGGCCGUGCACUACACCCGCUUCGGCUCCAAUGCCAGCCGCGAGUCGACCUAUAAUUCUCAGGCGCUCGCUCACCGAGACACUAUCACGUUCGUCAUCCAAGCGUAGUGAAACGCUAUCGCGACGCAACAGCCAUGGCUUCGAGCCACUCUUAUCACAUCCCCCAGACUCAUCAGAUAUCGCACCAAAACGCAUGUACUCCCCCGACUCAGAGGACGGAGUGGAUUCAUCAUCACUCAUAGGCAAGCCGCUGAAUGCUCAUCUUCUGCACAUAUCCUAUUUACACAAGAUUGUGCCGGUGGCUGACGUUUUGGAUCCUGCCUUUAUACUGCCAUUUGCAACGUACGCCUCUGGGUCAGCGCCACGUUUGACCUCCUCAUCACCAGAUCACGGGAACGAGAUGGACGCGAAUCUAACCGACAGGAAGGCCGUUCUCGUCCUCGACGCGCGAGGUUCGUCAGACCUGCAGCUUCUCGCGCGAGCUUGGUGUGCAGAAAAAGGGUUUCACGCCAUAGUUGGCAGAGUCCAACGCACUUGCUUGGCUUGCUGCAUCCGCGAAGCGCGUGGUUUAGGCGUUAAUGUUGUGAUUCGGGUGUAA
This is a messenger RNA of Cucurbitaria berberidis CBS 394.84, 2985 nucleotides long. RefSeq lists its product as uncharacterized. Bases 1 to 2985 code for a protein of 994 amino acids. The record is from RefSeq and is a predicted model, not a curated record. The transcript is spliced from 2 exons. Lineage: Eukaryota; Fungi; Ascomycota; Dothideomycetes; Pleosporales; Cucurbitariaceae.